GUUUUGUUUUGUAACAUUUGGUGUACAGAAGCAAGUGGGGAGGAAUGAGUUUUUGUGGCAUUAAAUUUUUGAGUGUGGCUGGUUAUAUAUUAGCAUUGCAUCGUUACGUCCCGCUGUUUUGUGAAGCCUCAGGUUCACAGUGGUGGUUUCAUCAAGUUACUGGAGUUGUACUUCAAUGAACAAGCUUUGAGGUUUGUGCCAAUGGAUUUAAAACUUGCAGAUUAUUUCUGAAAAUUUUCGACAUGCUUAGCAAGAUUCCUCAAGACUUUAGAAAAUUUGAAAGAAAUCGUUGCAAAUUGCACCAGAUCCUGUAUGAUACUCAGACAGCUUUGGAUGAAAUAGCGUCAGCAAAUAUAUUUCCAGGUGAGGAUAUUAAAAAACAGAUGCUUUCAGCAUCUGUUCUCAAGGAACUUGACCAUGUCUUGACAAGUCUACCGGCAUUGAUUGUGACUGGACAAACCUGUAAAGCAAAAGUGCAGCUUGUUAAUGCUCUUUUGGGUGAACCUCUCCUGCCUUUGUGCAGCAACUUAUGGAGGUGGAUUUUGGUACGGUAUGGUCAUAGCAAACGAGCAUACACAACUUCAUUGCCAGAAUCAAAUAAUGCAGAAAGGCAAGAGCUCAGAAGUGGAUGGUUGUCUGUACCUGAAAACUAUUUUAAAAAACCAGAAAAUGAAAAGGUGGAUGGCCUUAAAACAAUGACGGUUAUUGAAAUAUGUCACCCACUACUUCAUGAAAAUAUCCAGGUAAUUGUGGUACCAGAUUGUGAAACUGCUCCAGUGAAUGUUUUCUCAAUGUUGGAUGAAUGUUUACCACAGAGGCUUCAGAUAUUUUUCUACUGCAUCGGUGAUGAGCAUCUAAAUGAGAAGCAUGUUCGUGAAUUACAGAAACUGAAGGAAAUAUUUGGUGAGAAAGUGUUCUGCUUUGUUAUUACAUCACAAGUCAGAACACCUGAAAACUUGUGCAGCACAUACACGUCAUCACCUGUUGAUAAAAUGCUUGAGGCAGCUGCACGUAGUAUAGGUCACUCUUGUGAAGAUGCUAUGGAAAAUAGGAAUUUAGUUGUGUUUCAUCAGUUAUCACUUAUUGGUUUCCACUUCAAAGAGUACUUGGAAUCCACUAUACCAAAAAAGUCACUGAUCGACCAGGCCAGUGCUAAGUGUGAGAUAGUCGAUGAAAUUCAAUCACCUGAAAAGCUGUACUCAUAUAUACGUUCCUGUCUUUGUUCAUAUCUUAUUCAAGCUGCAAGUUCAUUGAAUGAGGUACAUACCCAUUGCUUGAGGCAGUUCAUAUUGUCUGCGUUUGAUAUGGCACGGGAGAUCCAAAUUACUCCAAAAAGAAUUCAUUAUGCUCAGAAAAAAGAAGAGGAGCUUUACAGAAAUUUGAUGAACUUUGCUUGUGAAAAACAAGAAGAGAUUCGUAGGCUGGUUGAAGUAAAACUUCAUGAAAUGAAAGAAAGUUUGAUUGAGAGUGCAGUCAACUACAAAUACCAAGCUGUUAAUCUCCUUGAGAACCAGGAAGUCAGAUCAGCACAAUCAGUGCAUGUUGCUACAUCAGAGAUUCACUAUUUAAUACUGAGCCGUAUAAACAGUUCAGUGGCAACACAGAUAAUUCAGUCAGUAGAUUGUUUACAAGAUACCUAUGUCGGAACACUGCAGCGAUGUUUAGAGAGCUUAGAAAAAAAUUGUUAUGAACAAGAGGGAAAUCUUCUUGCCAGUGAUGCUGUAAGACAAAUACUGAAUGCUGCUUACAAUAUUGAGGUGAACCCUUCAAGUUCAUCUACGUUACUUCACUCUUUUAUGGAAAGACUAAGGAAGCUCCUGUAUUCAUUCAAGUUCCCUUGGGCUCUUCCACGGAGAUUGGAUGCUGACUGGAGAAAACAAGUUGCAACUGAAAUGAUAGACUCAUUGAGUCCAUCCCGCUUAGUUAAGAGCAUUUUUUCUAAUCAGUUUAAGGACCAAUUAAAUGCUUCGCAUGCAGCCUUCACUGCUGCCCUGCGAUCACUCCAAAAUCACUACUCGGGGCGUCUGGAGCGAACAGAGGAACAACGUGUUGCUAUUCGCAAGUAUCAUGCACCAAAACUUGCACGACUUGCACUGGAAAGCACCUGCAUGUGUGACAUGAUUCGUUUUGGAAUGCCGCAGCUUGGAAAAGAGAUUGGAAGGGGGCAGUAUGGAGUGGUGUUCUCGUGUGAUUCUUGGGGCGGCACAGGUCCGUGUGCGGUGAAAUCUGUUGUGCCUCCUGAUGACAAGCAUUGGAAUGACCUGGCAAUGGAGUUUUAUUACACAAGGACGAUUCCAGAUCACAAACGGAUUGUUAGACUACGUGGGUCAGUAAUAGACAGCUCAUAUGGCGGAGGCUGUACACCGUCAGUCCUGUUAAUAAUGGAUCGUCUUUCACGUGAUCUUUAUUAUGGCCUACGGUCUGGACUGUCAUGGGUCACAAGACUUCAGAUUGCGAUUGAUGUUGUGGAAGGAAUCCGCUACCUGCACUCACAAGGAUUGGUACAUCGUGACAUUAAGUUAAAGAAUGUUUUGCUCGAUAACGAUAAUCGUGCCAAACUGACUGAUCUGGGUUUUUGUAUUCCUGAAGCUAUGAUGUCUGGCAGUAUUGUUGGCACUCCUGUUCAUAUGGCUCCUGAAUUAUUGUCUGGCCACUAUGACAGCAGUGUAGAUGUUUAUGCAUUUGGCAUAUUAUUUUGGUAUAUAUGUGCUGGCCAUGUGAAGCUGCCAAAUGUUUUUGAAAAUUUUCAAAAUAAGGAGCAACUGUGGACCAGUGUCAAAAGAGGUAUUCGACCGGAAAGGCUGGCCCAUUUUGAUGACCAGUGUUGGCAUCUUAUGGAGCAGUGCUGGUCAGGUGAACCGUCCAGGAGACCACUUCUGGGAUACGUUCAGCCUCUGCUCGAAUCUAUUCUCGAACAGUAUUCCCGACGAUUCUCUGAACAGCUCACACCAGAAUGAAGAGCUGAAGUUUCAAAUAUAUGCCAAAUAUACUUAGAUAAGGAUGAGGACCAUGAGGAGGAGGAGGAGGAGGAGGAGGAGAAGAAGAAGAAGAAGAAGAAGAAGAAGAUGCUCGUGAUCUAUCGCAGCCCAUUGAUAGGAGGAAUUUGGUAUGCGCUGCUGCUCCUGUUGGUCAUCUUUCUUCAUAAUGAAGUAUCUAGACUGGGGAAGUUUUUUGUCGGCUUGUGCGUUAUGAGAGCUGUGUCCCUCAGUGCAGUAGCAUUUUUAUUGAUGACUUUAGGUUGUUCAACCAAAAAUCAGUAUUCGUUUUAUUACAUUUUAUUGCAGUUGAUGCAAAAAGUGAAACUGGAAGAUGCUACAUCAUCAGCCUUGGUGAUUUACAUCAGAUUCAAUAUUUUUUCUGUAUUUAUUUUGUUUAUAUCUCAUGUGCUACUUUCUCAUUUAAGAGUCACUCAUUUUUCGCGCGUUUUAAUUGCAACAAUAAUUUAAAAAUACAUCUAACUACAUUUAGUCUCCAUUAUGAUGUAUGACAGA
Schistocerca piceifrons (Central American locust) is the source of this 3491-nucleotide messenger RNA. Its product is annotated as dual serine/threonine and tyrosine protein kinase-like. The coding region runs from base 243 to 2957 and encodes 904 amino acids. Gene Ontology annotation, biological process: protein phosphorylation. The record is from RefSeq and is a predicted model, not a curated record. Gene Ontology annotation, molecular function: ATP binding; protein kinase activity. The transcript is spliced from 15 exons. NCBI's taxonomy places the organism in Eukaryota, Metazoa, Arthropoda, Insecta, Orthoptera, Acrididae.